AUGGGUUGGGCAUGGACAUUCAAAGACGGGAAUGACAGCUCGACGAAGCUUUUCGAGGAUCUUGCAAAUGUCCCAUUGCCGAGGUCCUUCCAAUCAAUCAACCAACCGCCCGGACAGAUUCCCGGCGGCCUGUUUGUCGACGGGGUCGGCGAUAUAGCCAUGCCACUCAAUGAGACGCAGGCUCGCCAGAUGAUUGAGAAGGCUCGUCCGCUUCCACCCAGCGAGAGUUCAUACCGGAAUACCGAUGUUCCUAUCCCAGGCAACUGGGUUCUGGAUGCAAAUAAGUUCUCCCUGCACCACCCUAACUGGCCUAUCUUCCUUCAAGCUUUGUGCGACCAGGCCUCCCGGAAUCUAGGGAUCAACACUCGUGUUACGGCCAAGCCUUUCCAGAUGCACAUCUACGAGGCGGGGAAUGUCCCAUCGAUAACAGAGCACUCGCCUCUCAAGGAUGAGCGCCCGGGCAUGUUCGGCCUCAUGCUCCUGUGUCUGCCAUCAGCACACGAGGGAGGUGAAAUUACUAUGACAUGUCCCGACAUGGAUGAAAUGCGGCUACGAACCUCGAAAUGCCAUUCCUUUGCCUGCUUCUACCCGCAAUCUCUUUGCGAGGUGGCCGAGGUGCAUUCAGGCUUUCUAUGGUUUCUGGUUUUUGAUAUUGGCCUCGAUCCGCCUGUACCACUGCCAUUAAAGGCGGCCAUACAGCAACCUAUGUUUUACAAGCUUCGCGGCUCUCUAGAACGGUGGCUUUCGAAGAUGAAGCAGGAUUCUGAGUGCACGUGCGCCUAUCAUCUUCUUCACUAUACCUACACCAAAGCCAAUUUUUCCUUUCAGGGUCUAAAGAUGCAAGACCUUGAAAAAGUCCAGGCGUUGAAAGCUUUAUCCCGUGAGUUUCCCAUUGAAAUUCUCCUUGCCGAACUAGAACACCAGGAGAGAGAAGUGUAUCUCAGUAAGGACGAAGAUGAUCCCGACGAUGACGACGGGGAUGUAGAAGAAGAAGAAUUCGGGGUUGAAGAUGGAGAUGAUGAUUAUUGUGCAGAUUAUUCUGAAAUGGAAGACACUGAAUUCCAGACGCUGGUGAAAGCUCUGGUAGACUUGGACGGCAACCUGGUGCUAAAAGACACGGCCCCUAAUGGUGUCGAUCUCGAAGGAGACUUUGAACGUCGUGAUGUAAAACUGAAGAAAAUAGAACGCGACGCGGCUAUCGCCAUCGUCCCCCACGGUUCGUUGAUCGGUUUUAUUAAGGAUGAAUCAGAUUUUGAUGCGGUUCGUGACAAUCUCGACUCCAUGAUUCGAUAUUUCGGUGGACUUUGUGUGCAUCAACAGGCCUCAGAGUCAUUAGGGAGGCGAGUACUGAAACUCUGUGAUUAUGCCUGGCAAAUGAAACCCAAGCUCAUACCUUUUCCGGACCACAAUCCAAUUCUCACCGGGGAUGCUAUGUUUCUUGCCCUUCAAAUCGCAGUAGGUCUCGAGGAAUUCGGGUUUUUGACACGCGUUGCUGAGGAACAUGGCGGCGACCUGCCGCCUGAUUUCUUCAUUUGGCUUCGGCAAUGGCUUCGACUUGGCGAGAAGGGCGCCAAGAUCCGGUUUAAGGCUAUUGUAAAAGGGCAAGUCUAUUACAUGGCGCUGCGUGUGAUUCCUCUUUGGCAUGCUAACUGUGGUAGAAUAUCCGUGGCUGUUUCGAAUUACAAGUUCUUCAUCGAUGCGUUCAAGGCUAUUGGAAACUUGGCACCCCUUUCGAAAAACAAUUUUCCACAUUCGGGGUCUUCCGAGUUUGAGUUGAUGGACUGGGCUCGCAAAAUGAUUUGCGAGUGUAUUGAUGCCUCCUCAUCCAUGGCCUUGGGCAACGAAGAUGGACAGGCUAUCGUGCGCAGUGCCUUGUAUUUCCGUGACCCCCUCGAAUUUAUUUCUCAAACUGUGGCGCCACGGCUCGAAAAAAGAAAUGACGCCAUCGCCUUUUUUCUUACUUUCCGACACGAGAUGCUACACAAUGAUCCCUUUGCAAAGGACAUUUCUCUGCAUCUUCACCAGACACGGUCUCUCAUACAUGUCAUGGACUUCAAGCAUGCGAGGAAAACAUCGGUUACCGAAGCAUACACGGACUUGCAAGCCAAAAGACUACAAGUCCGAGCAGUCAUCAUUCCUCAACUGCUGGCUGGUUUCUUCUCAGACGUCGUCCAUAUCAGCACCGAAACGGAUAAUCUCAUGGCACUACUCAUUUCCAAGAUCACUGCGGGCGCUGCAAAUAUUAAAAGCACAGAAUUUCCCAUCUUGUGGUUGCCGUUUCUACACUCGAUUAUUCCCGUUUUACUCUCCCGCGGCAUACCCCUUCACUCGGUGCAUUGUCAAACUCUCUUUUCAGUCAUUCUAAGCGCCUUUGUCAAGAUAUAUGUAGGGAAAAAGCCUCUCAAGAACGCAACACUAGCUCUAAGCCAUGUGCCAUGUGGUUGCUCCAAGUGCGGGCGUCUGAAUACCUUUCUUCGCAGCCCUACGCAACGUGUUGGAUCAUUUUCCAAAAAUGCAAGAGUUUCCGGCCACCUCAGGGCUCAGCUUGAAUACCUCUGCGACGCCGGCGACCUUGAUUUUGAAGAGGAGGACUCGGGUUAUCACUUUGGCACCAAGUUCACGGUAACCAAAACGGACCAUGCAAGAAUACUUUGUGAAUGGAACUCGCGCCGGGAUCAGGCAAGAUGUCAAAUGUCGCAAUUUGACCCGCGUCAACUCCAGUUGUUGCUAGGUUCCCACUACUCUGCCAUCUUUAACGUACUGACACAACUGCCCGGGUGUGACGAUGAGAUGUUAUGGGUCCCGUUGGACGCGAAACUAAGGCUCUUCCGUUGA
This is a messenger RNA of Metarhizium robertsii ARSEF 23, 2835 nucleotides long. Its product is annotated as 2OG-Fe(II) oxygenase superfamily protein. Bases 1 to 2835 code for a protein of 944 amino acids. NCBI's taxonomy places the organism in Eukaryota, Fungi, Ascomycota, Sordariomycetes, Hypocreales, Clavicipitaceae. The transcript has 4 exons. The record is from RefSeq and is a predicted model, not a curated record.